This is a messenger RNA of Bombus impatiens (common eastern bumble bee), 2698 nucleotides long. RefSeq names its product hormone-sensitive lipase (gene Hsl). NCBI's taxonomy places the organism in Eukaryota, Metazoa, Arthropoda, Insecta, Hymenoptera, Apidae. Gene Ontology annotation, biological process: triglyceride catabolic process; cholesterol metabolic process. Bases 316 to 2472 code for a protein of 718 amino acids. The record is from RefSeq and is a predicted model, not a curated record. Gene Ontology annotation, molecular function: triacylglycerol lipase activity; sterol ester esterase activity. The transcript has 10 exons. Gene Ontology annotation, cellular component: cytosol.
CUUAAUUCGUACCUAGCGCGUGCUAUUACAGUGAGAUAAUGCUAUCGAUCGAAAAAACAAUAUGGCGACCAUGAUAAAGAUUUAAGAAAUGUCAAAUUCAAAAUAGAAGCUAUUGCCUAAUAUACAAUACAAUGUAUACGAAGAGUUUAAUGUAUAUAAGCAUGAUGUAGUGUACAUCGAAAGUUAAAAAAUAAUUAAACGUAAUCUGAAUAUCCUAAGUAAAUUUGAUAACCUAAUUCGAAUUAACAUCAUGAAUUGUAAAAAUUCCACAUUUAUUGUUUGUAGUAAAGGAAUCAAUUAAAAAUUUAUUACUAAAUGACUAAGCAGGGAACAGCUCAGAUGUCACUCGAUGAUGACUUUGACAGACCAUUUGAAGAUGUUGAGCCUUUACAAUGGGGAGCAUUACGGGAACUAUGUCAUGCUAAUUCGGAGUACUUUGUGUCGCAUCAAGAUGAGAACAGUAUUAGAAUUAGAGCUGCGCUUAUGGCUAUAUUAGAUCAUUUGGUACAAUUACAACCAUUAUACAAAGAAAUUAGUAGAAUUGCACCAAUGUUUGAUCUUGAUGCGGAAACACCUGGUAAUGGAUAUAGAAGUUUUCUAGUGUUAAUAGACAAAUGUAUUAUUCACUCUCGUUCUGUCUGUCAUCAAAUAUAUUGCCAGAAGGACUCUUUAUUUUUUCGUAAAAGUUACUAUAUGAGAGAAAUUGAGGCUUGCUCACAGCUGUUGGCAUCUUUGUGCACUUGCUUAGAACAUUUACAAACUCUUUAUUCUUGGAGUGAACAUUUAAGUGAUGGAAAACCAUCUCUCUUUAUAGGAGAUAGUCAUAAUCCACAUGAAAUUUUAAGUAAAGUAGAUAGUAUUAAUCAGUAUUGUUUUUAUGGCAGGUGCUUGGGAUUCCAGUUUUAUGACAACUUAAAGCCCAUAUUAAAAACUAUAAUGGUUUGUAUGGCAACAUUCAGCGAAGCUUUUUAUUCUAAUGGUACAUUAUUAGCAAGAUGUGCUAAUUCUGUCAAGUACAUGUUAGAUCCUGAAAUAAGGGCACGUCGUAUUGUUGAUGUGUCUCAACGUGCUGAUAUCUCAUUUUGUCAAGCAUUUUGGUUUCUCAAUGAGGCUGAUCUUACACGUAGGUUGCCUGCUAUAACAGCUCCUUCUCUGGCAAUAAAUCAAAUAAUUUCUAUACCACCCGAAGAAUUGACACUUCCUACAUUAAGUGGAUCAACUGUCUCAAUUCCAAUACCAAACAGUCAUAUUGGAAAGAAGCCAAUACAUGUUAGGCUGUUUAGUUCUAAACGUCGUUUAGGAAUGGUUGGUUCAGGUGGAGUAGGGGGAGAACUGCAUGGACUGUCCAACGAAUUAAUAAUUCAUUGUCAUGGUGGAGGUUUUGUAGCACAGACUUCGCUAUCUCAUGAAACAUACUUACGUAGUUGGGCAAUAAAUCUCGGUAUACCUAUUUUAAGUAUAGAUUACAGUUUAGCACCUGAAGCUCCGUUCCCUCGUGCACUCGAGGAAGUGCUAUAUGCAUAUGCAUGGGCAUUAAAUCAUGCAAGUACAUUGCUUGGAAGUACAGCUCAAAAAAUACUUUUCGCUGGUGAUUCUGCUGGGGCCAAUUUAAAUUUGGGAGUUACCUUAAAAUGUUUACAGUUAAAUAUCAGAAAACCUGAUGGAAUAUUUAUGGCAUACACACCAGUACUUGUUGACUUUGUGCUAUCACCUUCACGAUUACUUUGCCUUACAGACCCAUUAUUACCUAUGGGAUUUCUUCUACGUUGCUUAAAAGCAUAUGCAGCUGACUGUUUUAAGUCAGAAUCAGAAUCUUUUGCUGAAGUGAGUGAAAGCGAUCUAAUAGCGUUAGCUCUCAGUCCCAAUGGAGAUGAAACAAAUGAUGCACAUAAGUUAGCAUCCUUACCAUCUGAUUCUACUUUGAAUUCUGUUACUUUAACAGAAGUUGACGGAACAGAACAUCUACAGGAAGAAGCAAGAUCUCAAGAAUAUGUCAAUAAAUUUUUUGGACUGUAUCGAAAUUGUGGUACAAAUGCUUCAACACAUAUUGGAAAUGGCACUAUUAGCACAGAAAACAAUAUUUCAAAGAAUGAUAAAUCAUGGUCUUUUUUUGGAUGGUCUCUUAGUGGAAGACAUAAAGAAUCGAAAGAACUGGAUAUAGAAAAUGCGAAAAGUAGUAUGGAGGAAUUUAUAUUUACAGUACCCAGAGAUCCAUAUUUAAGUCCUUAUCUUGCAGCAGAUCAUCUUUUAGCACAAUUACCACCCGUUAAAAUGCUGACAUUAGAGUUAGAUCCAUGCCUGGAUGACUCUGUCAUGUUCGCAAGAAAACUUCGAUCGCUUGGUGUAUUAAUCACGCUUGACAUAUUGCCAGGUUUACCUCAUGGCUUUCUUAACUUAACACCAGUUUCAAAAGAGGCAUCUGAAGGGUCAGAUUUAUGUGUGAAAAGAUUGCAAGAACUGCUAACACUAUAAUUAUAUGGAUAUGAAAAAUACUCAUUAAUAUAUGAAUGUUAAUAUGCGGGAACAAAAGUUUCUUUGCUAUUAUUGUUUUUCAGAUGCCAAUUUUAAUUGAUUUUUUAUGUACAAAGACACAAUAAUUUGCAAUAUGCCAAAAGCUUUAUCCACUGGUGCAUAAAUGUCAUAAGUGUGUUUCUAUCUACAUAUUUUAUAUUAUAUAUUUAUAUUUUAUUAAUGAUAA